ACACGGACAUGAGCGGCAGUCAGUCACCGCGCAGAAAUGAAUGCGAUUUAAAGUGCACACCCAAAAGCUCCGAGAAGACUUCUGACAGCUCUUGUGUGCAGUCACUGUCACAAGCGGAAUAAACUACUGUCUAAAAUAAUAUAUAAUGCACUUUGUUCAGCAGUGGAGGGACGCUUGAUUUUUGACAGAGACACGGAACUAAAGUUUCGCAUUCCUUCAUUACACUCGGACGUAUUUAUAAUCCGGACAACAGAACAUUUCUUUGCCAAGAAUAUCUUAUUUGCUACUGUCAUGAUGAUCUGAGUAUACACGCUUUCUUUUGUAUUACGUAUUGUCUGUAACAGUGGAAAGACAUACGGCUGUGUGAUUAAUGUGAUGAUGAUGUCGGGACGGCGGAAAGGUUUGAGCAGUGUCUUGUCUUCCCUGUCUCUGCUCUGUGUGGUUCUGGAUCUACAGCUGGACGGUGUGUUAGGAGCCGCUCCUGUAGAAAUCGAGCAUCAUUUGGAAAUGGGCCGUAAGCUGCUGGCAGCUGGACAGCUGGCUGAGGCCCUUUCCCACUAUCACUCAGCUGUGGAGGGCGAUUCUAAGAAUUACCUGACUUACUACAAACGUGCUGCCGUGUUUCUGGCCAUGGGCAAGUCCAAAUCAGCACUGCCAGACCUGACCCAAGCCAUAAAGCUCAAGCCGGACUUCCUCGCUGCCAGAUUGCAGAGGGGUAAUAUUCUGCUGAAACAAGGAAGCACCCAAGAGGCCAGAGAAGACUUCCAAGCAGUACUGAAGCGUUCCCCUGAUAACAAGGAAGCGCAUGAUCAGCUCCACAAGGCCAAUGAGCUAGAGUUACUCCAGAAUAAGGCACAUGAGGCCCAUCACAUUGGCGACUAUGCCACUUCUGUCCAGGUGCUGGAACGGGUCAUAGAGCUCUCACCGUGGGACCCCGAGUCUCGAGAGCUAAGGGCCGAGUGCUACAUCUUGCUCGGUGAGCUACGGAAGGCCAUUACGGACUUGACUCCGGCAACACGUCUCCGCGCUGACAACCGAGCGGCAUUCCUCAAACUCAGUCAACUCCACUACAGUCUAGGCGAGCAUCACGACUCACUUAAUCAGGUCCGUGAGUGUCUGAAGCUAGAUCAGGAUGAUAAGGAGUGUUUCGCCCACUACAAACAGGUCAAGAAGCUCAGCAAGCAGCUGGACUCCGCAGAGGAGCUGAUCUCAGAACAGAGGUAUCAGGAAGCCAUCGACAAGUACGAGUCAGUGAUCAGAACAGAGCCAAAUGUUCAGUUCUACACUAAGGCAAAGGAGAGGAUCUGUUUCUGCUUAGUCAAAAUGAAGAGUGCAGAGAAGGCAGUAGACAUAUGUUCAGAAGCUCACCAGAGAGAACCUCAGAAUAUACAUAUCCUGCGGGACCGAGCGGAGGCCUACAUCCUACUGCAGGAGUAUGAGAAAGCUGUGGAGGACUAUCAAGAGGCUCAGGAGUUCGAUCAGAAGAACCAAGAGCUUCGUGAAGGUCUUGAUCGGGCACAGAAGCUCCUCAAGCUCUCUCGAAAGAGGGACUAUUACAAGAUCCUGGGGGUGAGCAGGAGUGCCAACAAACAGGAAAUUAUAAAAGCAUAUAGGAAGCUGGCUCAGCAAUGGCACCCGGACAAUUUCCAGUCUGAGACGGAAAAGAAGGAGGCAGAGAAAAAGUUUAUAGAUAUUGCCUCAGCAAAGGAAGUGCUCACAGAUCCAGAAAUGCGUCAAAAGUUUGAUUCUGGUGAGGAUCCCUUGGACCCAGAAAAUCAGCAGGGUGGAGGAGGGGGAGGCAGAGAAUGGCCCUUCAACCCCUUUGAUGGUGGAAAUUUUCACUUUAAGUUCCACUACAACUGAUAAUGAAGCGGCUGAUGCAGUAUAAAUGGACAGCGAUAUGGACUCAUUAUUAUGAAGCCUGGCAAGACAAUAUCGAAACUGAACUUUGGUGAAACCUUAUCAAAGGGAGACUUUAAUACAUGGGCUGUUUUGGAUUUUCCCAGGAGUGAUUUACUUGAUCAGGCAAACUCCAUUUGUUUGGUGUUUGAAUUUGUUUGCUUGAAAUUACCAGAGUCGGAGACCAAAAUGGAGUCUUAAACCCAGCUGAAUAAUUUCAUCUUAAAAUGUUCUAAAUUUCUUUGAUUUAUGUGUCAUCACUCUCAUUACUUCAUCUCUCUCCUCCCUUUUCUGUUGCUUAUUUUUAUUUUAUUUUUUAUUGAAUGACACUCCAAAAUUUAGGGUUGUAGAUUCUUUUGAGCUGUGCCAAAUUUGCAUUCUUAAACUCUUAUGUGCCUGGCAUGAAAGUGUUAAACAGUAUUGCAGGUUUUUCCAUAUUUAUGUCCAAUGUUUGUUUCAGAUUACAGUAUAAACUGGGGGAAAAAAAACUCUUUGUAAAUUCUUUCCAAAGAGACAGCAUCAUUUCUAAUAAUACUGAAUAUAUGAAACUAUUAAAUUACCUUGUCUGGAAAUUAACCGGCUGUUGUGCUACUUUAUAGCCUGACACCUUUGUUCUGACACUAGACAUCACAGUGAAAAUGUUCAGCUGUCCUGGAUGAUAAAUCAGAUGACGGGCUAUAAACCAGCACUCAUAUAGUUAUUUCUGUACAAAAUGUCAGCAGGUUGCUGUCCUGAUACACAAUGCUUUCAAACUGUUACGUAAACAUUAAGAGUUGCCUCUGUACUUUCUACUCCCUCUUAAGUCCUUUGACCUCACUGAUGUUAAGGACAUUGGUCUUCCAAAUGGUUUCAUGUCUGUUUUCAUUUGUUUUAAGAAACAAAUCUUGAAAACUCUCCAAGACAGACUGAAUUAAAAAAAAAAAAAGUAUAUUAAAGA
This is a messenger RNA of Myxocyprinus asiaticus (Chinese sucker), 2836 nucleotides long. Its product is annotated as dnaJ homolog subfamily C member 3-like. The record is from RefSeq and is a predicted model, not a curated record. Gene Ontology annotation, molecular function: misfolded protein binding; protein-folding chaperone binding. Gene Ontology annotation, biological process: protein folding in endoplasmic reticulum. NCBI's taxonomy places the organism in Eukaryota, Metazoa, Chordata, Actinopteri, Cypriniformes, Catostomidae. Bases 376 to 1863 code for a protein of 495 amino acids. Gene Ontology annotation, cellular component: endoplasmic reticulum. The transcript has 12 exons.